AUGAGCACUGGCCCUCUGCACCUGGUCAGGGCGGCCAGCCUGGGCCUAGACUUCCUGCUCCUCCUCUCCCUCUGCCUGCACAGUGUGCUAGCCAAGGAGUUAAAGUUUGUGACCUUGGUGUUUCGACAUGGAGACCGAAGCCCCAUUGACACCUUUCCCAAUGAUCCUAUUAAGGAAGCCUCAUGGCCACAAGGAUUUGGACAGCUCACACAGCUGGGCAUGGAGCAGCAUUAUGAACUUGGAAGUUAUAUAAGGAAAAGAUAUGGAAAAUUCUUGAAUGAGUCCUAUAAACAUGAUCAGGUGUACAUUCGAAGCACAGAUUAUGACCGGACUUUGAUGAGUGCAAUGACAAACCUUGCAGCCCUGUUUCCCCCAGAGGGUAUCAGCAUCUGGAAUCCCAGCCUGCCCUGGCAGCCUAUCCCAGUGCAUACAGUGUCUCUCUCUGAAGAUCGGUUGCUCUACCUGCCUUUCAGGAACUGCCCUCGUUUUCAAGAACUGCAGAGUGAGACUUUGAAAUCCCAGGAAUUCCAGAAGAGACUUCAUCCAUACAAAGAUUUUAUAGAAACCUUGCCAUCACUUUCAGGAUUCCCUGGCCAGGAUCUUUUCGGAAUUUGGAGUAAGGUCUACGAUCCUUUAUAUUGUGAGGACGUUCACAAUUUCACUUUACCAUUCUGGGCCACGGAGGACACCAUGGCUAAGUUGAGAAAAUUAUCAGAAUUAUCUCUGCUAUCUCUCUAUGGAAUUCACAAGCAGAAAGAGAAAUCUAGGCUCCAGGGGGGUGUCCUGGUCGGUGAAAUCCUCAAUAACAUGAAGAGUGCAACUCAGUCACAAAAGUACAAGAAACUUUUCAUGUAUUCUGCCCAUGACACUACUGUAAGUGGCCUGCAGAUGGCGCUAGAUGUUUAUAAUGGACUCCUUCCUCCCUAUGCUUCCUGCCACAUAAUGGAACUGCACCACGAGGAUGGGGAGUACUUUGUAGAGAUGUAUUAUCGGAAUGAGACUCAGCACGAGCCCUACCCCCUCACGCUGCCAGGCUGUGCCCACAGCUGUCCUCUGGAGAAAUUUGCAGAGCUACUGGACCCUGUGAUCCCCGAAGACUGGUCUGAGGAGUGUAUGAUCACAAGCAAUCACCAAGUCCUAAGGGUAAUCCUUGCCAUCACCUUUUGCCUGGUAUCUGGUGUCCUAGUCAUCCUGCUGUUUGUCCUCAUCCGCCAUGGGCCCUGCUGGCAGAGAGACGUCUAUCGGAAUAUCUGA
This is a messenger RNA of Nannospalax galili (Upper Galilee mountains blind mole rat), 1254 nucleotides long. RefSeq names its product acid phosphatase, prostate (gene Acp3). Bases 1 to 1254 code for a protein of 417 amino acids. Gene Ontology annotation, molecular function: acid phosphatase activity. Lineage: Eukaryota; Metazoa; Chordata; Mammalia; Rodentia; Spalacidae. Gene Ontology annotation, cellular component: plasma membrane; lysosome. The transcript has 11 exons. The record is from RefSeq and is a predicted model, not a curated record. Gene Ontology annotation, biological process: dephosphorylation; lysosome organization.